AGUUAGAGUUAGGGUUUGUUUAUAAAUAGUACUAUGUAAUUACACUACACAGAAGCUCGGAUCAGAUCUGGCAACAAUGGCGGACGAAGACGAGAGAGAAACCCUAAUUCUGUUCCCUCUGCCAUUCCAGGGCCACAUGAGCCCCAUGAUUCAGCUGGCCAGAAUCCUCCAUUCCCGAGGCUUCGCCAUUUCCAUCUUCCACGCCACGCUCAACUCUCCCCGCCAUUCCAACUACCCCCAAUUCACCUUCCGCCCACUCUCCGACGGCCUCUCGCCGGAGGAAUCCGCCGCCGCCGAUCCCGCGCAGAUAAUCAGGCUCGUCAACGCCAGUUGCGCGGAGCCGUUCCGCCGCGGCCUGGCGGCGGAGAUGGCUCGGAAGCGAGUGAAAUGCAUAAUAACGGACGCCAAUUGGUACUUCACGCAGGCGGUGGCGGAGGCGGCGGAGGUCCGGCGAGUUGUGAUGCGGACCAGCAGCGUUUGUUCUUUCCUGGCUUUUGCUGCGCUUUCUGACCUGGCUGCCAAAGGAUACCUCACUCACACAAAUUCAAAUUCAAAUUCAAGAAGAAUGAGAGAUGAUCCUGUGGAAGAACUCCCACCCCUAAAGGUGAAAGACAUUCCAUUCAUGGACCAACUAUGCAACAACCCUCAAGAUGCAUACCAAAACAUAGCCAAGAUGAUGGCAGCAACCAAGAAAGCUUCAGCCAUCAUCUUCAACACUUCCGGCGACCUCGAAGAUCCCGACCUCGCCAAGCUCCGCCGCCUCUACUUCCCCGUCCCCACAUUUGUAAUCGGGCCCUUCCACAAGUGCUUCUCCGCUGCCUCCACCAGCUUCCACGCACACGACGAGGCCUCCGUCCCGUGGCUGGACGGGCAAGCCCCGGAGUCGGUUCUCUACGUCAGUUUCGGGAGCGUUGUCGAGAUGGAUGUCCGGGAGCUGGAGGAAGUGGCCCGGGGCUUAGCCUGCAGCGGGCAGCCGUUCUUGUGGGCUAUCCGGCCGGGAUUGGUCCGCGGGUGCGAUUGGGUCGAGAUGCUUCCGGAAGGGUUCUUGGAAGAAACUAGCGAUCGAGGCCGCAUCAUCGAAUGGGCGCCGCAGCAAGAAGUGCUGCGCCAUCCUUCGAUCGGCGGGUUUUGGACUCAUUGCGGGUGGAAUUCGACGCUCGAGAGUAUCUGUGAGGGCGUUCCCAUGAUUUGCUCGCCGUUCUUCGGCGAUCAGUUAGUCAAUUCGAGGUAUGUUAGCCAUGUUUGGAGAGUAGGGAUCAGGCUGGAGACGGGGUUCGAAAGGGGCGAAAUUACGACGGAGAUUCGGAGAUUGAUGGUGGAGGAAGAAGGUAAGGAAAUGAGGCAGAGGAGUUCAUGUCUGAAGAAGAAGAUAGAGUCUAGUCUCAGCGAUGGUGGUUCUUCUUACAAAGGGCUUAAUUCCUUAGUAGAUUUCAUAUCUCCAAUGUUGGAUACAUGA
Messenger RNA from Andrographis paniculata, 1456 nucleotides. RefSeq names its product UDP-glycosyltransferase 76B1-like. Gene Ontology annotation, molecular function: UDP-glycosyltransferase activity. NCBI's taxonomy places the organism in Eukaryota, Viridiplantae, Streptophyta, Magnoliopsida, Lamiales, Acanthaceae. The transcript is spliced from 2 exons. The record is from RefSeq and is a predicted model, not a curated record. Bases 77 to 1456 code for a protein of 459 amino acids.